Olea europaea var. sylvestris is the source of this 1074-nucleotide messenger RNA. RefSeq names its product HMG-Y-related protein B-like. Gene Ontology annotation, cellular component: nucleosome; nucleolus; nucleus. Gene Ontology annotation, molecular function: double-stranded DNA binding; nucleosomal DNA binding. The coding region runs from base 198 to 836 and encodes 212 amino acids. The record is from RefSeq and is a predicted model, not a curated record. Lineage: Eukaryota; Viridiplantae; Streptophyta; Magnoliopsida; Lamiales; Oleaceae. The transcript is spliced from 2 exons. Gene Ontology annotation, biological process: negative regulation of DNA recombination; chromosome condensation; nucleosome assembly.
CUUCUUCGUUUUUGCUCACACGAUUCUGCUUCGAUCUGUUUACCUUUUUAAAUCCCUUCACUUCACUGAAUUUUCUGCAUCUAAAUUUCAUCUGCUCCACAGUUCACACCUCCUGAAAAUAUUUUCCCUCUCAAAAUUCUCUCUUUCUUUCUAUAUAAUUCGAAUUUUUCUGUUUCAAGUAUUCGGGUUUUAUAGAUAUGGCGGCUGAAGAACAGCAGAGUAACGAUUUACUACCUGCUAAUCAUGCACAGCCACCGUCUCCGGCGCCGGCUGUAGCUACGGGUGCACAUCCUGCCGCUUUGCCUCAAUAUCCAGAGUUGAUUAUGAAUGCGAUCGAGGCGUUGAAUGAUAAGGAUGGCUCUAACAAAUCAGCAAUUUCAAAGCAGAUUGAGGUCACCUAUGGAAAUCUACCACCGGCCCAUUCAACCCUUCUUUCUCAUCACCUCAACAAGAUGAAGGCUACCGGGCAGCUCCUAUUUGUGAAGAACAACUACAUGAAGCCGGGCCCAGAUGCUCCGCCGCGACGUGGCCGUGGCCGUCCGCCGAAGCCGAAGACUCCUCUUCCACCCGGCACCGUUCUUCCUCCUCCUCGCCCCCGUGGCCGCCCGCCCAAAUCCAGGGAUCCAAAUGAUCCGCCGCCGCCGCCUAAGCCGAAAGCUGCUCCGAGCCCGACUGCUUCUGGCAAGAAACGUGGACGGCCGCCAAAGUUUACGAAAACUGGUAUUCCUCCACCUCCGCCACCUUCUACCGCAGUUGGAGCAGCAAGUGGGGUGCCAAGAGGCCGGGGAAGACCACCGAAAGUGAAGCCAGCCGUAGCUGCUCCGGUAGGGGCUUGAUUACAAUAAAACAAGUAGUUCGGGGGCUUUACUGCUAAUUGUUGUUUCCAUUUGUAAUUUAAUUUUUUAGUCCUUGUAGUUUGGUUAAUUUUAAUUUAGGUUGUGAUUGAGAGUGAGUGACUGAUAAUGUUGUUGUAAAUGAAUGGAGCGGCAAUUGAUGCAAAAUGUUCUUAGGGACAUUGUUUUCUAAAAAUCUCUUAUUACUUUGGCCUAAGCAUAAAAUUUAACUUAUAAUGUA